AUGGGAUUACCGAUGGAUCCAAAUCUUGCAGAAAUCCACGUUCCCAGUGGACCAACAUCAGUGCAACAAGGACAAUCCUUCGAGGGCCUGUCGCUUCAACAACUGAUUGCUCGGAAGGACGAUCUGGAAGCAGAAUUGAAAGCACUUGGUGCAGUCCUGGACAGCCAUGGAGUCACCAUGCAAACGAGUCUGACAACAUUCGACGGCUACCCUCGUUCAGAUAUCGACGUGGCACAAGUUCGAGUAACAAGAGCAAGGAUCAUCACACUGCGAAAUGAUUGGAAAGACCUUAUGGACAGAAUAGAGAAGGGGCUACAUAAACACCAUGCCGAGUACCAAGCUUCCGAUGACUAUAAGAAUUCAUUACUUCAACCGGAGGAGCAGCAGGCAACACCGCAGGCUACCUCGAGUCAACCCCAACAGUCAUCUUCCGUCCCAGAAACACCCUUUGCCAAAGUGAAUAGUGUGGAACCCGGCAGUCCUGCACAUGAAGCAGGACUGAAAGCCGGUGACCUGAUUAGAAAGUUUGGUUCUGCGAUAUGGUCGAACCACGAGAGAUUACGCAAAGUGGGAGAGGUGGUUGGACAGAAUCUCAACAGACCCAUACCAGUCAAGGUAUCAAGAGGAGUAGGAGCCGAUGCACAAGAACUGGAGCUGAGGUUAACCCCGAGACAAAACUGGGGUGGAAGAGGUACUCUUGGAUGUCAUAUCGUCCCUAUCUGA
This is a messenger RNA of Exophiala spinifera, 723 nucleotides long. RefSeq lists its product as uncharacterized. NCBI's taxonomy places the organism in Eukaryota, Fungi, Ascomycota, Eurotiomycetes, Chaetothyriales, Herpotrichiellaceae. Gene Ontology annotation, molecular function: protein binding. Gene Ontology annotation, cellular component: nucleus; cytoplasm. Gene Ontology annotation, biological process: proteasome regulatory particle assembly. The transcript has a single exon. The coding region runs from base 1 to 723 and encodes 240 amino acids. The record is from RefSeq and is a predicted model, not a curated record.